This is a messenger RNA of Talaromyces amestolkiae, 1611 nucleotides long. RefSeq lists its product as uncharacterized. Lineage: Eukaryota; Fungi; Ascomycota; Eurotiomycetes; Eurotiales; Trichocomaceae. Gene Ontology annotation, molecular function: zinc ion binding; transcription cis-regulatory region binding; DNA-binding transcription factor activity, RNA polymerase II-specific. Gene Ontology annotation, biological process: positive regulation of transcription by RNA polymerase II. Gene Ontology annotation, cellular component: nucleus. The record is from RefSeq and is a predicted model, not a curated record. The transcript is spliced from 4 exons. Bases 1 to 1611 code for a protein of 536 amino acids.
AUGAGCCGGCCGUUGAGAAGCACCAAAGGCUGCUGGACAUGUCGUCUCCGCCGCAAGAAGUGCGAUGAACGACGUCCUCCGGACUGGAUGGAUGGCGGUGACGUUGAGAAAUCCCAGAUUCAGAGUCUUAAGCAGACUGUGAAAUACACGUCGCGGCAACGUGAUAGAGCCAAACCUCAGCAACAGCGUUCUCAGAAGGAAGCUAUUUCGUCGUCAAGCUCAAACUCGGAUUCGCUUCGUGCCAUGCCGAAUGUUAGCGGUGAUGUAGUCAAUUCGGACUUACAAAAAGAAGACUCGCCGUCGGAGCCUUCCUUUUCUUCACACCAGAGGAACAUAACCAUUCACGACAGGGCAAAUCCCAUGCUCUUCAUGGGCGAUUUAUCGCUCUCCGAUACAAGACUCUUGAUGCAUUUCGUGGACCACGUAUACCCUAUGCAGCUCCCCAUCAGCCAGACUUCCAUCAUUCGGAACGAUCGAAACUGGAUUCUGCCAAUCAUCAUGCAUAUAAAACCAUUCUAUCACUCAGUUCUCGGGUUAGCCGCCAUUCAUCAAGGGUUUCUCACGUCUCAGUCAGCAGAUGAAGCAAAGAGAGAUCGUGUGCUUAAAUAUGCGCAAAAACACCACUCGAUUUGUCUUCAAGAUCUGGUAUUGGCAAUCCAAAUUAUCGGGCCGUACAAACCGAAUACUUCUCAGUGUCCUAAGGGAGGUGCAGGGGUCCUUGCAUGUGUUAUUCAACUAGUAAUUCUCGAAAUGUGUAUAGACGAGACAGAUAAUUGGCAAAUCCAUCUAAACGCCGCAAUCGGCAUGGUAUCAGGUGUUGAUGGGGUGCGCGAAAGAACAGCGAUCUCAGAGCCAGACCCUAUCACUAGUUUGACUUACGGAUGGGACGAUUUCGAAGAUGAAUUAAAUCCCGAAUAUCCUCUAGUUCAACAUCAGGUUUCCAUGAAUGUAUUGAUUGCUAUCACGAUAUAUUUGGAUGUGAUCUCCUGCGUUACAAUGGGCAAGCCGCCUCGUCUGCUUGGAAUGGUUCAUAAUCCAGCCGGAUUGUCCUCAGAAAAUAUGAAGAUUCGAAGUCUGUUCGGCCAAGAAUACUGGGUGAUGUUGCUUAUUGGCCAGAUAGCAGCCCUUCCUACGCCGAUCUCUGUUCAAGUACCAUUCGAUGGAAGUACAACCAAUUGCUGCAAUAGUACAUCUCAUGCGCAAAUCCGUUCUAGUCUUCACGGCUGGUUACAAGAAAAUGGACCUUCCAUCGAAAAAUUGCAGUGCUCAGAUGAGUACACUCUUUCGGCCCCGAUGUCGAUUCGUGUCACAAUGUACCUCUACACACUCGCUGGCAUCAUAUAUUUGCACCUAGCAACGAAGGGUGUCGACGAGAGCUCCAGCGAAGUUCGCAACUGCAAUCUUAUGUGGGCUAUUUAUGUUACCGGAUCAGUUGCUUUUGGAGAUGAGCGCGACUUUUUCCGGACUCUUCUCUCGACUUCUGCUUCAUAUUUCUCGAUCGGACAAUGCGGUAGAGUUUUGAGAAAGCUGGAGGAUAUUUGGGAAAAGAGUGUUGCCAGAAUUCCGCUUUUCAGCUCUGAUCUUGUGUGUCCGAAUUUGUUGUUGAUUUGA